GUAUAAUAACGCACUUGGGUCCCAGGAUAUGGCUUUGGUCAACCUGCGGGCGGCUUUGGAGAGCCUGCUCGGGCCUGCAAGAGCUGGCACGUUCACCGACGCAGACCUGCGCCUGCUAUUGGAGGGUGGCUACGCUACGAUGGAUGACCUGAAGGAUGCCAGCCAUACAGGCCUCCAGCAAGCUGGGCUCAGACCCGCGAGGGCGGACCAAAUUAUCCAUGCGCAAGCCUCGGCGGCUGGCCUGGGCGUGGGGAGUGCGGCAGGAGUCGGAGACGCAGCAACUCUGCGCGGCCUUCCUGCGGUGUUCGGCAGCGUCAGCCGGGUCAUGCACGCGGGCGCGAGCAUAGGGACCGCCGUGCGCGUCGCGACGUUCGGCGACGGCACGGGCAACAUUGUCCUGACGGCGCGGCACUGCAUCGAGGAGGGCGGCGCCUGCCUGCACGACCUCAGCGCGUUUAGGUCGGCGCUGCGCUUCGUGGCGGCGCGGGCGGACCUGGACGUGGCCGUGUUCCGCGGCCGCCGGGGCCCCGGCCUGUGGCUGCGGCAGUGGACGCUGCUACCGGGCGAGUGGCUGGGUGUGGCGUCGUUCCCCCUGGCUGUCAACCAGGAGCUGGCGGCCGACGACGCAAGCCUGCCGCCAGGUGGGGCAGGCGGGGCAGCAGCAGGCUCAGCAGGCCCAGUCAUGACCACGGCAGCCGAGGUGCCGACGGUGGACACAUGCGUGCUCUCGAAGAUCAGCGCCACUGGACUGCGGGGCAUUGCAUCCGCCAAUACAGGAAUGCCCAACAGCUCCGGCGGUGCGGUGCUCAGCGGCAGCAGCGUCAGUGGCGGCGACACGCUGCUGCUAGCUGGCAUCUACACCGGCAUCGUGUAUCACCUGGACGAUGCCACCAGCCACCCCAGCACCGACAGUGGCAGCGGCGGCGGCAACAGCACCGGCACUAGCGCUAGCGGCAGAAGCAGCGGCAGCAGCAGCACAUCGCCGGCCCUAAUCGAACGAGACCCCGAUGCACUGUGGACGCCAGGCGCUGACGCCCUGGCGGCGGACGCAGUCGCUGCCGCGGCUGGGGACGUCGCCAAGUCGGCGGAGCUCAGCCGGCGAAGCGUCGGACACAAGAACAGCGUGGGUGUCUUCACGACGGCACCCGCGCUGUGGCAGCUGCUCCAGGCUGCACGCGUGGCCCCGCUGGACCCGGAGCAGGUGGCUGCUGAUCAGGCGGCCCGGCGCACUACCAAGCGUGGCCGCCGCUGAGCCCCUGACCCGUACUUGGGCGGACCAAGUGCCGGGAUGGACCAGCACCCAUCGGUCAGCACAGACGCAACAGUGUGGAAGAUGGUCGUAGUGAAGCGGUACUGGUGGCGCGGAUUGAGAUAUUCAACAUCGGCGCUGUGCACCUGCCCAGCCACUGGCAGUGACUGUGACUUGGUGAAGGUUGCUGGCCGGUUUUGCCAGAACUCAAGGGCUAGGUCGGAACCUAGGCCCUGGACGGAGGCUGAGGGCGAAACAAAUCGACCCCUACAUGUAACGUGGAAAACAGCGGACUUGAUUGCAAGCGCAAGGCAUGCAAGGACGUGCACACAUAGGAGCGGUCGCGGUGGAUUGGCAUGGGUCACCUUUGCGGGUCGUUUUGGCAUGGGUCUGACUUCAAGCCUGAUGGCACUGUUAUUGUACAUUACGGUUGGAUUGUCGCAGCCAGGCGCUGUUGUGGAUGGGUGGCACCUCAAAGAUGGUGAGGGGGCAGCCAUUGUUAGCGGCGUGUGUCACGUUGAACACGAACUGCCCUGGCGCUUCGUAGUCUUGUCCGUCAGCGGCCGUCAAAGGCAGGGCGGCAUUGGUGCAGGGCUGGGGCGGGAGGUGGGAGAAAUGGGGGAGGCGAAGGCAGAAAGAUUGUGUUUGAUAUUUCGGCACGGACCUUAUAAUCCCGCAGCAUCUAGCCGUUUGUAGUUGACUCGUGGAGAAAGUUUGUCGGUGAGAGUGGUCAGAGCUUAAGCUCCCUUCUGUAAUGAACCCCCGAG
Chlamydomonas reinhardtii is the source of this 2016-nucleotide messenger RNA. RefSeq lists its product as uncharacterized. Bases 140 to 1252 code for a protein of 370 amino acids. The record is from RefSeq and is a predicted model, not a curated record. The transcript has 4 exons. Lineage: Eukaryota; Viridiplantae; Chlorophyta; Chlorophyceae; Chlamydomonadales; Chlamydomonadaceae.